GAGUGCCAGUAGCCAAACGCAUGCGACCGGCUAUACGAAACGACAACGGUGGUUUUUCGUAAAGUAAAAGAUUUUCGCGCUUUCUUUUCCAUCGAAAAAAUAUCCCUGUAAAGUUUUGUGCGACUGUUUCUGUGCAAAUGAGUGUCAAUUUGAAAGUUUUUUAGUGAACAGUUUUCGAGAGGUUUCAACUAUCUAACAGCCACAACUCAAACCCUGUGAUGUGACAAACGCCAUCCUUCUAAAAAACUGAAAUAUAAAUAAAUAAAAAAAUGUCCGAAGACAAGGAACAACCGCCAACUACGAAAGCGAACGGGAGUGGCGCAGGGACCGCUGUCGAGGCCACCGAGGCCGAUCCGUGCAUAGAAGACUCUAAAAUCCUGCCGAAAAAACGAUGGCAAAAAUAUCGCGAUGAUGUGUGCGACAAAACCGAUCUAACGAAGAGGAACUUGUAUAUCGGGGUCGCGAUUCUCGUCGCGUGUUUCCUACUUUUUGUCGUGGUGGUCGCGCUAAGUGCCGCGUGGCCGCGUCUCGCGCACAGCAAGCGGUUUCCCGUGUGUCAGGAGUACUCCUGCUUGAAGGCUUCGUCGCAGAUUCGUGAAUCUAUGAACAGUGCUGCGAGUCCUUGUGUAGACCUGUGGAACUUCACAUGCGGUGGUUGGUUAUCGAAGUACCCGCUCCCAAAAGACAGAAGUCGAUGGAACCAGAAGGAGCAGCUAAUGAGGAAAGAAUAUGAGAGGGUCAGAAACCAGAUAGCCAGCCUAAAGCUUCCCAUACCGUUUCAGUCGGUAAAAUGGAAGUUAAAACAUUUUUACGAAUCUUGCCUUGAUUUGGAUAAUAUCAAAUCUGAUGGGUCCAAGCCUUUGACCAAUAUCAUCUCUGAAUUAGGUGCGGGAGGGGAUGUUGGCCAGAAUAUAAAAGCCCCAAAUAGAUUUGGAAACAGUGUCAAAUACUUUUACCUCUCCUGAGUAACACACAGUUGCUCUAAUCAAGAACAAGAUGAGACCUUUAGUGUUAAUCUCCGCUCUAGUGGCCAUAUGUAGUGCCCGUCCAGAAGCACCAGGCGGCUACAACUACGCAGCCCCAGGUGGCGGCUCCAUCGGAGGCGGUUUCUCUUCCGGCGGUUCCAUCGGACACGGUGGUUCCGGGAUCGGAGGUUUCUCUUCCGGCGGUUCCAUUGGACACGGUGGUUCCGGGAUCGGAGGUGGUUUCAUUUCCGGCGGAAACUCCGGUUUCAGCUCCGGUGGAUCUGGAUUCUCUGGAGGCAGCAUUGGUGGUGGUUCCGGAUUCUCCAGUGGCGCUGGAUUCUCCAGCGGCGGUUUUGGAGGUGGUGUCCAAGUACACAAACACGUCUACGUCCAUGUUGCUCCAGAAGAACCGGAAGAAAGACGUCAACAAGCUCCGAUCCAGGUAGCCGCUCCACAGAAACACUACAAGAUCAUCUUCAUUAAGGCUCCGUCUGCCCCAACUCCAACCGCUCCAAUCAUCCCAGUCCAACAACAAAACGAAGAGAAGACCCUCGUAUACGUUCUGGUCAAGAAACCAGAAGAACAACCAGACAUUGUCAUCCCAACUGCCGCUCCAACUCAACCCAGCAAACCGGAAGAAUCGGGGGCGGAAUUGGAGGAGGUAUUGGAGGCGGUAUUGGAGGUGGCAUUGGAGGCGGUAUCGGAGGCGGCGUUGGAGGAGGAAUUGGCGGUGGUAUCGGAGGCGGUAUCUCUGGCUCUGGAAUCGACGUCCACUCAUCUUCCUUGGGAGGUGGUUCCUCAAUCUCUUCCGGAUCUUUCACCUCUUCUGGAUCCGGCGGUGUCUCCGGCAAAUACGGAGUACCCGGAGCUCACGGUUAUUAAGCCGGAGUCAAGUCAAUCUCAGCAGCAACUCAUCCUACGGGUACAAGGCCUUUUCCAUUUAUCAAUUUUGUUUGGGUAUAGUGAGUCUGCUAUAAGUAAAACAAGAGGUUACAAGUGGUAUAAGAGUUUCCAAGAUGGUUGUGAAGACGUUGAAGAUGACGAACGCCCCGAACGCACAAGCACAUUAACAACCGAUAAAAACAUGGAAAAAGAGGAAGAAAUUGUUAUAAACCAUCAGAGAAGUCGCUGA
Messenger RNA from Brassicogethes aeneus, 2097 nucleotides. Lineage: Eukaryota; Metazoa; Arthropoda; Insecta; Coleoptera; Nitidulidae. The record is from the annotation of a GenBank genome assembly.